CGCAUGCGCUCAAUCAGACAGUCCUCGUGUUGUGCAAUAACCGCCAUAUUUGCCGACAACUAAUCAAAACAAAGUGUCUUUCAAUCGGUUUUUAUCAUAUAUUUUGUGUCAUUUGGUGUUCAAGACAUCAAUCAAUUGUUUACUUAAUUCACAACUAAAUUGAUUAGCAAAUCAAAGAUAUGCCGCCAAAGAAGGAAUCGAAAGAUACGCCGAAGACUAUACUUUUAGGCCGACUGUCCACUAAUCUUAAGGUCGGCAUUGUUGGCGUCCCUAAUGUCGGAAAAUCUACAUUUUUCAAUGUCUUAACCAAAAGUGAGGCCGCGGCUGAAAAUUUUCCGUUUUGUACAAUAGAUCCGAAUGAAAGUCGGGUUCCAGUACCUGAUCAUAGGUUUGACUUCUUGUGCCAAUACUUUGAACCUCACAGCAAAGUCCCGGCCUUUCUUAAUGUGGUCGAUAUCGCUGGUCUGGUAAAGGGUGCGAGUGAAGGACAGGGACUCGGAAAUGCCUUCCUUUCACACAUUAAAGCCUGUGAUGCGAUCUUUCAUCUCUGCAGAGCCUUUGAAGACGACAAUGUAAUUCAUGUCGAGGGAGAUGUCAAUCCUGUUCGAGAUAUUGAGAUAAUCAACGAAGAACUUAGACUUAAAGAUGAAGAACAGUUGAUGGCAUCCAUCGACAAAUUGGGUAAAACUGUGCUCAGGGGUGAUAAAAAAGACAAAGCUGAAUAUGAUAUCCUAAUGAAAAUAAAGCAACUAUUAGUGGAUGAGAAGAAACACAUCAGAUAUGGUGAAUGGAAUGGCAACGAUAUUGAAAUCCUAAACAAAUACUUGUUUUUAACAUCAAAACCAAUGAUUUAUUUGAUAAACUUAUCGGAGAAAGAUUUCAUCCGCAAGAAGAACAAGUGGCUCAUCAAAAUGAAGGAAUGGAUCGAUACUAAUGAUUCCGGAGCUGCUGUCAUACUAUUCAGUGGUAUUGUCGAGACCAAACUGGUCUCAAUGAGUGCUGAAGAUAAACAACGAUUUUUAGAUGAAAAUAAGACACAAAGUGCUUUGGACAAAAUUAUAACAACCGGUUAUAAAGCACUUCAACUUCAGUACUUCUUUACUUCUGGUAAGGAUGAGGUUAAAGCCUGGACUAUACAGAAAGAGACUAAAGCUCCACAAGCGGCCGGUCGUAUUCACACCGACUUUGAAAAGGGUUUCAUUAUGGCUGAAGUCAUGAAGUUUGAUGACUUCAAGGAAGAAGGAUCAGAGGCUGCCUGUAAAAGCGCCGGCAAAUACAGACAACAGGGAAGAAAUUAUGUGGUAGAGGACGGAGACAUCAUUUUGUUUAAGUUUAACGCCGGCGCCGGACUUCAAGCAAAAAAGAAAUAACAUUUUAUUAGAUUUAAUUUAAUUAAAUUUUUAAAUUGUCACUGAAAUUAAUUGCAACAAGUUU
Oppia nitens is the source of this 1434-nucleotide messenger RNA. RefSeq names its product obg-like ATPase 1. NCBI's taxonomy places the organism in Eukaryota, Metazoa, Arthropoda, Arachnida, Sarcoptiformes, Oppiidae. The coding region runs from base 180 to 1370 and encodes 396 amino acids. Gene Ontology annotation, molecular function: ATP binding; ATP hydrolysis activity; GTP binding. The transcript has 12 exons. Gene Ontology annotation, cellular component: cytoplasm. The record is from RefSeq and is a predicted model, not a curated record.